UGCACAAAGUCCACCCGUGUAUCUAUCACGUCUAAUUUGAACGGACAACAUGUGCGACAAAAAGAUACUUUGUAUCGGCUUAGUUUGUCUGGACAUUAUCAAUGUUGUGGAGAAAUAUCCGGAAGAGGAUACUGACAGCAGGUGUCAAUCCCAGCGCUGGCAGCGCGGAGGGAACGCCUCCAAUUCGUGCACGGUAUUGUCUCUUCUGGGCGCCCCGUGCGCAUUCAUGGGGUCCCUAGCCCCAGGGCCCGUGGCAGACUUUGUUCUUGAUGACUUCCAGAAGUACAGCAUCGACGUCUCUCUCUUGUCAGAGCACGCGCAGUGCUCCUUCCCAGCCUCCGUGGUCAUCAGCAAUGUGACAUCGGGCAGCCGCACCAUCCUACACAUGAACAGUUACAUUGUGAGUGACUUCAGCAAGCGUGGGGUGGAUAUCUCUGGCGUUGCUUGGCAGCAGCAGGGGGUAACCCCGUGCGCGUGCUGCGUGGUGUGCCCGGGUAGCGGCUCGCGCACCGUGGUGCUCUCGGACACGAAUCUCCCUGAUGCAACGGCAGGGGACUUCUCCAAGGUGGACCUCAGCCAGUACAAGUGGAUUCACUGGGAGGGUCGGAAUGCAGGGGAGCAGGUGAAAAUGAUCCAACAGGUGGCGCUCUAUAACAGCCUGUUGCCAGAGCAACAGAAAAUCACAGUGUCCGUGGAGAUCGAGAAGACCAGAGAGCCUCUCUACCAGCUGUUCUGCCAGGGGGACGUGGUGUUUGUCAGUAAGGACGUUGCCAUGCACUUUGGCUUCAGCUCUGCCCAGACCGCACUCCGGGGCCUCUACAGCAGAGUGAAGGAAGGGGCUGUCCUGAUCUGCGCCUGGGCAGAGAAAGGUGCAGAUGCCAUGGGUCCUGACCGAGUAGUCGUCCACUCGGAUGCCUUUCCCCCCAAGGCCCUGGUGGACACACUGGGAGCAGGAGAUACGUUCAACGCAGCCGUUAUCUUCACUCUGUCUAACGGUGGCAGCCUACAAGAGGCCUUGACCUUUGGUUGUCAAGUGGCCGGCAGCAAGUGUGGUGUCCAUGGUUACGACGGCAUCGUGGUGAGGCACCAUGACAAGUGAGAAGAGGAGGGAAACCGCAAUGAGAACCACGAAAAGAGCAGAUGAAGAAGAUGCACAGGGCUGCCUGUAAAACAUUUGGCAGUGGAAAGUUACACACGAUCUUCAACGGAAUGUAACUCAGAAACUAAGCGAAUGGUUUGAAUGCUGUUCUGAGGAAAUGUUAUGCUAAUGAUGAAUUGAGGCCUCAAUGUUUUGCAGAUGGAGAGCUGACAAUAUGACAGGGACCUCAGGCAUGAAAUUAAAAAAUAUUUUCAAAGCUAAGUGGUUUGAAAGAGAAUGACUACUACCAUCAAAUCAAUCUGACAUGCUCAUACUGGCCCGGUUAGACUUCACAGGAUCAGGCAAUAAAAUAAAAUCCUUAAAAGACAUGCCUUAACAAUACAACAUCUUCUCUUGUGCAAUAUAAAGGAUGAUCAAAUCUUCAAGAGCAUGGAAACUCUCUGCCCAUUUUUCUUCGCCCACAGUCAUUAUCUUGAUUUAAAUGUUGUGCGAUUUUGUUUAGUGAUGUUCUCUUUCAGAAGUAAUUGAGACUGUACAAGCCGGUAUUUUGUUAGAAUGGAGAUCCCAGUUCCGCCCAGUCUACAGUGAAGGUUUGGCUUUUAUUGAGUGCUAAUAACAAGCUGGUUAACAUUUGGUAUUUCUGAUUUACUGUAAUGCCACUUUUCCAUAAGAUCGAGCCAAUCAUUUCUGCAAUGAAAUUACCUUCAUUUUAAUAAUGGAAAACACAUGAUUAGGACAUAAAACAAUGAGUCGCACCAACUGGGAUACGAGUUUGAAACAAAAAAGCUUUUGGAAAAUCCACUUGAAUCAGCCCAUCAGACUAAUUAUUUGUGUGAUGCGGCGAGUGUAUUAGGUACUUGAAUUCUAUCAGACUGUCAUGAGAUUUACUGAAUAAAUAAGCUCAUUAUA
This is a messenger RNA of Gadus macrocephalus (Pacific cod), 2008 nucleotides long. It is a transcript of the gene khk, whose product is annotated as ketohexokinase. NCBI's taxonomy places the organism in Eukaryota, Metazoa, Chordata, Actinopteri, Gadiformes, Gadidae. The record is from RefSeq and is a predicted model, not a curated record. Bases 50 to 1099 code for a protein of 349 amino acids. Gene Ontology annotation, biological process: fructose metabolic process. The transcript has 9 exons. Gene Ontology annotation, molecular function: ketohexokinase activity.